Molecule: messenger RNA, 1948 nt
Organism: Belonocnema kinseyi
Lineage: Eukaryota; Metazoa; Arthropoda; Insecta; Hymenoptera; Cynipidae
Exons: 8
Coding region: 1-1869 (622 amino acids)
Source: RefSeq, a predicted model, not a curated record
AUGUAUUUUGUUUCUGAACCGAAACAAUUUAACUUCAGUCCAAAACGAGAGGUUCGAACGCAAGGCGUCCGUUUGAGUCAAGAAAAAUUCCGCUGCACGCGCGAGCAUAACCCGGCACCACCUUUAAUGCUGAAAGAGCAAGAAAAUAUUUCACAGAUGAAUACUAUUUUCAAUAUGCAGAUGUUGUUGUCUAGUGAGAAAAUUAGGACAGUUACUUUAAAGUUGGAAGAAGGCUUCUUGCCUACAGAUUAUAUCAAAAGCUUGAGAAACAUUAAGCAGCCGAUGACUGUAGUUUUCAUAAAUUGCGAAAGAGACGUAAUUAUAAUGAAAAAUUUAUCAAAGGAACUCAAUCGCUAUGCAAUUAUAACUGUGGUCCUAUUUGUAAAAGCAUUUAAAUCUGCAUUAAUUCACACCUGCAUGAAUCCAGUUGGUAAUCCAUUCCUUCUAAGCGAAGGUGCUUCAUUUUUUGUAAAAUGUUAUGAAGACAUUGCAAUUCGAGAAUGGUACGCUUUAAAUGAAAAUCAAAUGACGAUUUACGAAAGGGUUAUUUGGGAACCAGCAAGAGGACUUGUGGUUCAAUCAAAAAAAUUGAUGCAAAGCGAUAAUGAUGUUCUGAAUGGAAAAGUUCUGCGCAUAGGAAGAUAUUCGAAAUCUGAUAAAUUCGAUAAAUAUAUCGACGAUUUAUGCUUUGCACUGAAAUUGGCUGGAAAUUUUACGAUUAAGAAUGUUAGAACAAAGGAAAAUUUUGGGGUUGGGUCAUGGAAUAAAACUAGCAAGUCAUGGACAGGUAGCAUGGGCCUAAUUGAAAGUCAUCAAGUCGAUAUUUUAGCAAAUGAAAUUCCACCAGAUGAAACACUUUUAAAGCUCGUUGAUUUAACUAUACCUUUACGAAAAGCCGAUACAUGCCUUUACAUCAGAAAGCCAUCACUUAAAAUAGAACUUGUGUGGUCUGGUUACUUCCAGCCGUUUACGUACAAAACAUGGUGCGCUUUGAUAGUAUCUCUUAUAGUCAUGGUGACUCUUCUUACCUUCUUGAGACUGAAAGUAGAAAAUAGCACAUAUCACGGCGUCAUUUCUGAAAAUUUUCUGCAGGUUUGGGGCUUUUACUGUCAGCAAGGAUUACCAGAAUUUCCGAAAGCUUCAGCUCUGCAGUUAUUUUAUUAUUCAACUUCUCUUUUUGGAUUCUUAAUUUUUGCUAUUUACUCGGCAGCCUUUGUAAGCGAACUGACUAUACUUCAGGAAAAGUUACCUUUCAAGUCGAGGGAAGAAUUUUUGAAAGAUAGAUCCCACAAGCUAGCAACUAUGGGUACUCUUUUUUACGAUAAUCGUUUUACAGAUCUAUUGACGGUGGCAAUGAGAAACAAGCUCAUAAAGAAAAGCCUAUCACCAAAAAGCGAACAAGAGGGUUUUGAUCUGAUUUGCAGUAAAAAUAUAGUACUUCUCAGUACUGACUUACUUGUCUCUCGGCUGUCUGCCAAUACAAAGAUACCGUGUAAGUUGGUUAAAGUUCACCUUCAAAGGCCCAUAUAUUUCUCUAUGGCCUUGCCUAAGAACAGCCCGUAUAAAAAGGCUAUUAAUUAUUGCAUCUUGAAACUAAUGGAAAGAGGGAUAUUGAAGCGCAUUCAGUCAGAUUUUCGAGAGAGAAGCGGCAGCGAAGUCUCCGCCGUAAAUGCACCUACUGAACAAGAGUUUCAUCCUGCAACCAUUUUUGAUGUAGCAUCACUUUUGGCGAUGCUUUGUGGAAGCGUGGGCUUGUCUAUCCUGAUAUUAUUUUUCGAGAAAGUUUAUUUAACAGUUCGUAAGAAAAAAUCUGUGAAGAUUUCAGCACGUUCUCGUAUUCGAGCCAUGCGAUACAGAAAAUUGAAUUAAGAUAUAAAAUAUUAGGACGUCUAUCAAAGGAAAAAUAUUUUGAUAUUUCUAACGCACCCACUUCGUGCAUUGUCUUCUA